Cryptomeria japonica (Japanese cedar) is the source of this 537-nucleotide messenger RNA. Its product is annotated as putative pentatricopeptide repeat-containing protein At1g68930. Gene Ontology annotation, molecular function: protein binding; RNA binding. Gene Ontology annotation, cellular component: intracellular membrane-bounded organelle. The transcript has a single exon. Gene Ontology annotation, biological process: RNA modification. The coding region runs from base 1 to 537 and encodes 178 amino acids. The record is from RefSeq and is a predicted model, not a curated record. NCBI's taxonomy places the organism in Eukaryota, Viridiplantae, Streptophyta, Pinopsida, Cupressales, Cupressaceae.
AUGAUUGCACAAAAUGGAUUUGUUGACGAAGCCUUCGAAAUUUUUAAGCAAACGCAAUUAGAAGGUGUAAAACCAGUCUCCACAUCCUUUGCCAGCAUUCUCUCAGCCUGUGCCAAAAUGGGAGAGUUAGAACGGGGCAUGGAAAUCCAUCACAGCAUAGUUAAAAGUGGACUUUUAUUCAAUGUAGUUGAAAGCGCUUUGGUAGACAUGUAUGCAAAAUGUAAAAGCAUAUAUGAUGCAAGUGAAGUAUUUGAUGAAAUGCAACAAAGAGAUGAUGUCUCAUGGAACGCAAUGAUUGCAGGAUAUGCACAAAUUGGAUUUGUUGAAAAGGCCUUGGAAACUUCGAAGCAAAUUCAGUCGGCAGGUGUAAAGCCAGAUUCCAGCACCUUUGUCAUCAUCAUCCAGAUAUGUGCCACAAUGGGAGCUUUAGAACAUGGUAUAAACAUCCAUCAAAGGAUAGUCAAAAGCAAUUUUUUCUCAGAUGUAGUUGCAAGUGCCUUGGUAGAUAUGGACGCGAAGUGUGGAAGCAUGCACUAG